This is a messenger RNA of Ilex paraguariensis (yerba mate), 2261 nucleotides long. The record is from the annotation of a GenBank genome assembly. NCBI's taxonomy places the organism in Eukaryota, Viridiplantae, Streptophyta, Magnoliopsida, Aquifoliales, Aquifoliaceae.
AAAACACUUUCUAAUCUGUGUUUUUACUUGGAUUCCACUUUUAAAUUUGAGAUCUCACUGGAUCACAUCAACUAGACAUAGCGGAAAUUCAUUCAGUUCAUGUUCAAAUUCGAAGAGUUUGAGCUUAGAAAGUCACUGAAACGAAGUUCACAGAUUGAAAGUCGUGAUUUAGAAGGACGAUUGAGCGUUUUGUGGUGUUGUGAACGGUGAAUUUCUUUUUGGAUAGUUUUCGGAGUUUCAAUUGAGUUGGAGAAAUAUGGGGGUUGACUUGAGGUCUGUCGUGCCAAAGAUGAACCUCUCGUCAGCCUCUGAUUACACUUCGAUUGUGGCAAUUACCUUAUUCGUUGCGCUCCUUUGCGCGUGUAUUGUGAUCGGUCAUUUGUUGGAGGAGAAUCGGUGGAUGAAUGAGUCAAUUACAGCCCUUGCAAUUGGUUUGAGCACUGGAGUUGUGAUUCUAUUAACAAGUGGUGGGACAAGCUCGCAUCUUUUGCUUUUCAGUGAAGAUCUUUUCUUCAUUUAUCUUCUUCCGCCAAUAAUAUUCAAUGCUGGGUUCCAGGUAAAGAAGAAACAGUUCUUUCGCAACUUCAUGACUAUCACACUCUUUGGUGCUGUUGGUACUCUGAUAUCCUUUGUCAUCAUAUCAUUAGGUGCUAUUAUCCUUUUCAAGAAAAUGAAUAUGGGCUCCCUCGAACUGGGAGAUUAUCUUGCAAUUGGAGCAAUCUUGUCUGCAACAGAUUCUGUUUGCACUUUGCAGGUGCUUAAUCAGGAUGAGACGCCUCUAUUAUACAGUCUAGUUUUCGGUGAAGGCGUCGUAAAUGAUGCCACAUCAGUGGUGCUUUUUAAUGCAGUUCAGAGCUUUGACCUAUCGCAUAUGAACCCAAGCAUUGCAUUGCAGUUAAUUGGGAAUUUUCUAUAUUUGUUUGUCACAAGCACUUUGCUGGGAGUUGCCGCCGGAUUACUUAGUGCAUACAUUAUAAAAAAGCUCUAUUUUGGAAGGCAUUCUACUGAUCGUGAGGUUGCUAUUAUGAUACUCAUGGCUUACCUUUCAUAUAUGCUGGCAGAACUAUUCUUUUUAAGCGGCAUCCUCACCGUAUUCUUUUGUGGGAUAGUGAUGUCCCACUAUACCUGGCAUAAUGUCACUGAAAGUUCGCGAGUCACGACCAAGCAUGCUUUUGCGACAUUGUCAUUUAUUGCUGAGAUAUUUAUUUUUCUCUAUGUUGGCAUGGAUGCUUUGGACAUUGAAAAGUGGAGUGUUGUUAGUGACAGCCCUGGAACAUCAGUUGCGGUUAGCUCAAUUCUGUUGGGAUUGGUUUUGGUUGGAAGAGCAGCGUUUGUAUUCCCCUUGUCAUUUUUAUCAAACUUGACUAGGAAGUCUGCACACGAGAAAAUUGGCCUAAAUCAGCAAGUUACAAUAUGGUGGGCUGGUCUUAUGCGAGGUGCUGUUUCUAUGGCUCUUGCUUAUAAUCAGUUUACGAAGGAAGGCCAUACCCAAUUACGGGGGAAUUCAAUCAUGAUCACCAGUACCAUCACAGUAGUUCUCUUCAGCACAGUGGUGUUUGGGUUGAUGACUAAACCUCUGGUGAGGCUCUUGCUGCCCUCAUCAAAACAAUUAGUCAGAAUGAUUUCAUCGGAACCAGUUACUCCCAAGUCCUUCAUUGUGCCACUUCUCGGCCAUGGACAGGAUUCAGAAGCUGACCUAUGUAGCCCCAAUAUGCCUCGUCCAAGCAGCUUACGGAUGCUCCUAACAACUCCAUCUCGAUCCGUCCACUAUUAUUGGAGAAAAUUCGAUGAUGCCUUCAUGCGUCCAGUUUUUGGUGGACGGGGUUUCGUUCCCUUUGUUCCUGGCUCUCCGACUGAACGAAGCCUUCAUCAGGAGCAAGGAGAAUAACAUAACAGACGCUGCCUAUUGUUGCUGGGGCUUUGAAAUCAGCUCCGGGGUUGAGGUUUGUUAAUGUUAUUUACUGUUUUUUGGUGUGAUUUGAUAGGAGGUUUUGGUUUAUAUGAUAGGUUGGGGAUAAACUUGCUCACUUUUUUUUUGGGGGUGGGAGGGGUCAUGAUCGAGUCAUUUAGUUCAAUUCUCUGGUUGGUCAACUCACAUUUUUUUUGGGUAUUGGUUUCGCCGUGUAAAUAUCAUGAGUUUGACGUUUUAUUGAUUGCAGGCUUCUCACUCUAAUAAUGUUCUGUUUGUAAUUUUUUUGGUUCUCUCUCUCUCUCUCUCAUGAGAGCCUUUGGUGUAAUUGUAAAACUAUUUCAUUGUGAUU